AUGGCUAAGAAAAAAAAACAAGCAAAACUGAAAAUCCCAAAUUUUGUCAAAGAUGUGGAGCAACUGGAACAAUCAUACAUUGCUGUCCAUGCCCGACUGUCUUCUCUACUCCACUGCUUUGGUGAAGGCAAGAUGAAGCUCACAAUUUUCUUUGCUGGACUUCUUGGUGUCCUCCUGACUCCUACUCUGACUGCCUAUAAUAUCGACAUCAGCAACAAUGGCAACAGUGGCGGCAGCGGGCAGCAGUCAGUGAGCGUCAACAACGAGCACAACAUAGCCAAUGUGGACAAUAAUGACGGAUGGAACUCCUGGAAUGCGCUCUGGGAUUACAACACUGGUUUUGCUGCAGUAAGAGUCUUUCGCAAGAAGGCCUGCAUUGUGCACAAAAUGAACAAGGAUGCCAUGCCCUCUCUUCAAGCCCUUGAUACAAUGGUCAAGGAGAAGAAGCUUCAGGGUGAAGGACCAGAGGGACCACCUCCCAAAGGCCUGACAUACUCAGUCAACCCUGACAAAGUCAACGACCUGGACAAGUUUGGAAAAUCCAUUGUUGGCAUGUGCAAGGGGGUUCCAACAUACAUGGCUGAAGAAAUUCAAGGGGCAAGCCUAUUUUUUUCUGCAGGACCAUGCUUCAGUGCUAAUAUACUCUAUAUUGUGAACAUUGCCCUCUGUGGAAGUAUAGUGGAAUACUAA
Molecule: messenger RNA, 690 nt
Organism: Molossus molossus (Pallas's mastiff bat)
Lineage: Eukaryota; Metazoa; Chordata; Mammalia; Chiroptera; Molossidae
Gene: GKN1
Product: gastrokine 1
Exons: 7
Coding region: 1-690 (229 amino acids)
Biological process (GO): regulation of cell population proliferation
Source: RefSeq, a predicted model, not a curated record